Molecule: messenger RNA, 1049 nt
Organism: Phaeodactylum tricornutum CCAP 1055/1
Lineage: Eukaryota; Bacillariophyta; Bacillariophyceae; Surirellales; Neidiaceae
Exons: 1
Coding region: 210-926 (238 amino acids)
Biological process (GO): protein complex oligomerization; [2Fe-2S] cluster assembly
Cellular component (GO): mitochondrion
Molecular function (GO): protein-folding chaperone binding; ATPase activator activity
Source: RefSeq, a predicted model, not a curated record
AGUUUUGGGAAAUUACAGUUACUAUUAGUUGUUACUGUCAGUCAGCAAUAACAAGCAACGAGCGAACAACGAAAGACCACACCCUCGAAAAUCGCAACAGGGUCUCCGGUUAGACAUUCGUUGCCAGAUCAAAAUCGAAAUCGUCGCCUAACACACACACACACACACAUCUCCUGACUUGCCACUCCACUCGACAAUCACACAAUAGUAUGUGGACUGUUCUUCGCACCACGAGAACGACCGCUACUCGAUUCACCCGUCGUCAGAAUCAAACCCAGACUGCGACAGCGGUGGGGACUACGACGCUACAGCCAGAUCGAUGGAUGAGUUCCGCAGCACAGCAGGAAGAUCCACGGGAUGAGGAUGGUUACAGUGAUAGUUGUACCGACUUGCGACAUUCAACACCUCAACAACCGGUCAAUCACUUUGCGACCAUGGGAUUGACACCGCAGUUCGUGGUGGACGAGCAGCAGCUCAAACAAUCUUACAAACGUCUCAUGACAUCACUACACCCGGACAAGCACACAUUAAAGUCACAAUCCUCCCAAGACGAAAGCCACGACUUGGCUUCGAGAGUAACCCUGGCGUACGAUGUUUUGCGGCAGUCGCUGUCCCGGGCAUCCCAUUUACUGGAACUGAACGGUCGCGGUAUGGAGGACACCGCCUCCGGUAAACUCGUGGGCGCGUGCUUUCUUAUGCACGUUAUGGAUUUGCGGGAACAAAUUGACGAAGCCAACGACGAUGCGUCGUUGAAAAAAUUGUGGGACGAGAACGAAGUACGCAGCCAGCAAGUCUGCGACGGUCUGGCGGAAGCCUUCGCCCAGGAAGAUUUCGACGAGGCCUUGCGCCUGACGGGGAAGCUGCAGUACUGGAAUCGUGUGCAGGAAACGAUUCGGGAGAAAAUUGGAAGCCUGCACGAUGCCUGAAUAUCUUUUUUCUGUUGGACUCGUCUAUGCCAUUCCCCCAGAGCCACUUGUUUUCCUAUAUUGUUCGACUGUGUUUGAUCGUAUAUCUAAUUUCUGAAUUUAUAAUUUUGACAUACAAGUAUU